Sabethes cyaneus is the source of this 1107-nucleotide messenger RNA. It is a transcript of the gene Samtor, whose product is annotated as S-adenosylmethionine sensor upstream of mTORC1. The record is from RefSeq and is a predicted model, not a curated record. Bases 97 to 1107 code for a protein of 336 amino acids. Lineage: Eukaryota; Metazoa; Arthropoda; Insecta; Diptera; Culicidae. The transcript is spliced from 2 exons. Gene Ontology annotation, biological process: negative regulation of TORC1 signaling.
CAGGUUGAAUGGUUAACUUUUUUCCUAUCUUUCCGGUUUCGUCAUUGCGUUUUUGUUUUGUGAUCGGCGUAAUAAUUUUUGGCUUGGGAAGCUCUAAUGGCUUCUGAAGAACAUCUGACUUUAUCAAGCCUCGUUAAAUCGGUACAUCAACAGCUACGAGAUUCUGCGAGUAAAAGUUCUGAUCCUGAGCGGGUAUGGAGAGAGCAUCUGCAAAAUCAUGAAUUACUAAACCAAUACGCCACUGCCAUGCACAAAUUGGCCACUUGCCAUUGGGACAGAAAUAUGCAAAUCGCGAGCAAAAAAACUAACUGCCGAAUUGCCUGGGUUGUUGGAUCGUGUCGAGAAUAUUUCCUCCUCGAAACCAACAGUUUACUGUAUUUCUUUCGUGAUAAGGAAGACAAGAUUAUGAAAGCAAUCAAUUCAAGUCACAACUGCGAAUAUCCUUCUUACCUAAUUUCAAAUAUAAAGCUUCUGGACGUUGGGAGCUGCUACAAUCCAUUUUCCGCUUUUCCCGACUUCGAAGUAACGGCGAUUGACAUCGCACCAGCCCAGGAAACCGUCAAGUUGUGUGACUUUCUGGAAGUUUCCCUCGCAGAUGAUUUCCAACUAUUCAGUUCUCAGCAUCUCGAGUAUCUCGUUCGGUCAUAUUACGAUGCUGUAGUAUUCAGCCUUCUACUUGAGUAUCUACCUUCAUCGGAACAGCGAUUGUUAUGCUGUCGAAAAGCCUAUGACGUACUGAAACCAGAAGGGAUUCUUCUGAUAAUUACUCCUGACUCUCGGCAUCAGGGUGCGAAUGCUAAGCUGAUGAAGAACUGGCGCUAUACAUUGGGUUUGGUGGGUUUUACCAGGAUAAAGAUCGAGAAACUGGAGCAUGUAACUUGUAUGGUGUUUAGGAAGGCCAUCUUCCGGGAGGUGCCGGAACGGUGGUGUAGGAUUCAUAAAGAAGAAUAUAUGAAACCGGUUAUGAACAUACCUCAAGAUUUUAACAACAGUUCUUUACUAGAUGAAGAUGUAACUGAUAGUAAAAUGGAGCACCAAGUUUGCGAUGCAGCGGAAAUAAAAAACCUGUUUAGUGGAUUACCUUUCGUUGGUGACGAAAUGGGUUGA